Molecule: messenger RNA, 1923 nt
Organism: Aspergillus clavatus NRRL 1
Lineage: Eukaryota; Fungi; Ascomycota; Eurotiomycetes; Eurotiales; Aspergillaceae
Exons: 1
Coding region: 1-1923 (640 amino acids)
Source: RefSeq, a predicted model, not a curated record
AUGUCUCUCGACUAUCCCUAUUAUCAGCCGAUGACGCCUCCUCGACUGCAGUUGGUGGAGCCCAUUGGAGCUUCUCACAACCGCAACGCGUCCGAUUCGUCCAUCUACUCCAAUGACUCCUCGCCAUGGUCUGCAAUGACUGCCGGAACCAGUCCACGGGACGACUCUCCUCCUAGACAUCAGCAUGGCCCCGCUCUACUUCCAAAGAUCAGAUCGCAGGACGUUGUGAUUGAGCCUGCGCCGGCUCCCGGACCCCAGCGCCAACGGCGCGUUCUAUCCAAUACACGAAACCCACCGGGUUUCUUGCCAUACCCUCCCAGGCGUCGCGAGAUCAUCCAGCGCAAUGUCAUCGAGAUGGCGGAUUGCCUACCAUUGGUGUCGCCAGCCUCAACCUCGCCCAUGUACGGCUCUCACAAUGGCUCUGCGCUGGCAUCUCCUGUGAGCAUCACGCCCUCGCACAAGCGCAAAAUCUCUGGCGGACACUCUCGGUCUGGCUCAGUGUCCAGCAUUGAUGAAGCCACUCUGUCUCGUUAUGGCUACCCGACCUAUAGACACCUUCCAAAGUACACUUCUCCAUCUGCGCCUGUGACCCCCGUGACUCCAAACAUUGUAGUCUAUCCGUCCUACCCCGAGUCCCCCCCUAUUGACAGGUCUCGGUCGCCGGUUCACCAUCAGAGCCAUGCGGCGCUGGUGCUUCCGAAUUCGCCGUACGGCUACGCUCAGGUCCCGAGCGCGCAGCCAUCGCCGGUCAGGGUGGCCCAUCACGCAGAGGGAGUGGCCGUUCAAUCCACGACUUUACUUUCCUACCUGACCUCUUCGGUGCAGGCGAUUAACCUUGUUCGUCACGUCAGCGUGGUGCCUACUCGCGGUAUGCACGAUUACUUCUGGUGGGACAUCAGGAAUUUGCGUAGCUGGACGUCGUUCACGCUGCCCACAUUCAAUUCGAUCAAUGGUCUUACCAAGCUCUUGAAAACCGCAAUCCCCUCGCAUCUGACUCCGCCAGUCGUAGUGCCAGGCUCUCGGCUUGCUCCAGAGUCUGAAUCUGCAUUAGUCAGUCUUGUUCGAGACAUGUAUGCGCCACGGGUCAAUGCGGCGCUGGCAGUGUCCCAGGGACCGGAGCAUCUGAAGCUCUACACUGCACCCAACGCCCGCGCCUCGAACAGCAAGAACACCGGGGGACCACAUUUCCUGGCCAACUAUGCGUCCGACACCGAGAAAACUAGCUCAGGUAUGCCCCGUGGCCGGCUAGUGGGCAUUGUCAAGAGCUUCGAUCGCUGGAACACGGGCAUGCGCCUUGAAGCGCCCCAUCGCCGGGUGGAAUACCUCAACGGACUGGCUCAUCUGCAGCGCUGCAUGCGGGAGCAUUCAUGCCGGUACGGCUUCAUCAUCACUGAGAUCGAGCUUGUCUGCGUGAGAGCAGGAUGCGAUGAAGGCGACGAUGUACCGUACUUUGGUUUCCUAGAGGUCUCCGCACCCAUUCCCACCAACAUAGCCGCGGAUGUCGAACAACUCGGACUACGGCCGGGUUCCUUCACCCAACCACAUUCCCCGGCACCGUCCCAUGACCGUCUCUCACCCGCGUCGGACUCUGACUCUCUGCACUUGACAGAUGGUCUCAACGUACCGAUGACGGCCAGCCUGGCUCUGUACUUUCUGCUCAUGCUGUCCAAAUCGGUGCCCCUGCCGUCUCAGCCCUCUGCUCACCUCAACGUGGGUGGACCCGGUGCACUGACCCGGCAGCGCAUCCUGCCGGAGGGAAAGGACAAAUGGAUUCCCGAGCCACAGAUUGGCGAGCGGCGGGACGCAAAGCGAGUUCGGGGCUGGGUGUGGCCGCAAGACGCCUGGCAUCGGCGCGAGGGAGGAGGCGUACCCCGACACCGAGCCAAUUCAACGGGGGAGAAGCAGAAGAAAUGGCACAAGUGA